UAUUCCUCUUCCUCCUCCCACAACGCCGAACUGAUCUCUACAUCAUCCGUUUCAAGCAUGCGUGCAUCAUGGCCCUCAGGGACAGGAAGGAGAUCUCUCCAAAGACUCGCUCAUUCAAACCGAUCGUGCAGGACUCCACUCCAUCACCAACGUUGUCUUGAUCAGUCUACGGGCGCCGACUUUGGUGCCAAUACAGGACCGUCGAUUCAACACUCGUCAUCGAACGCUAGGAGGAUGCGAAAAGGACGACCAGCCAGCUCGCUACUACUAAGACACGGUGCUCUUCUGGACCAUCAUCCACUUUGCCUGGCUCCUGUUCGUUGCAACAGUAUCAUCCAGCUAUCCUCUUCCCCCAAGGGGUCGUCAUCGUCUUGCUUCCUGUCGCCCAUCUUCUCUCCUCAAAACCUCACCGGGGGGAUUCGACCGCUCGCCAGGACCAUACACCACUCAUCUCGAUCUUUGGCAUCCUCCUCGACCUCUGGCGCCUCUCCAGAAGGCGGCGCUCCCGAUCCUUACCCAUAUUCGUAUACCAAUUCAGAAGCCCUUGACUUCAAGCGGUGCAAGAACCCGACACAGCUCGAGAAAAGCAUCGAAUCCUAUCUUAAGAGCCAUCCCGAGCCGACAGAGCGCGCAUUGGUUGCGAUGCUGGCAGCAUGCGCGGAUCUGUCCAGGGCUACAGCGUCGCCAAUCGAUCACAAUCAUGGACACCAUACAAAACAGAAGCACUCGCCGCGCAAAGGGCAUCAAAUUUACGAAUCAGACACUAACGAUCUGGGGUCAAAUCUUUUACAGACCAUUCUUCAGUCGUCCAUGUUCACAGCGGACGAGGUCUACAGGAAAGCUCGCUUCAUCUAUGAGGACAUCGCGACGGGAUUGUACCUCAACGCAGGAAGGUCCGACACAGUGCGGCAGCCCAGGGUUCUUUCUCUUCCAGUCACAAAUGCGUUCUUGAAUGUCUGCGCGAUAACAGGACAUUUCGACGAGGCAUCCUCAGUCUUGAACGACAUGAUGCAUAGCGCUCAAGGUGGUGUCAAACCGGAUCUUGCUACAUAUCGAUAUGUGCUGAGAGCUGCAAGUGCGGCUCGACGACAGCUGCAGAGACGUUCUGCGGACACCACAGAACUGGAUACCAGAGUCGAUGAGUUGAUUCAGCGCGCUACAGAAGCCUUGAGCAGGCAGUCGAGAGUGGCAUUUUGGAUUAAGAUGGGACUUGGUGGACUUGUCGGGGCCACUGUGGGAAAGUUCACGAUGCUGGGUGUCAUGGCACUGCCUUAUUCGGGAAGCCUACAAGGAAUCACUGGUCCUGCAACUGAGGCGCACCCUGUGGUCUUGGACCCAUCUUUACCUGUCGACGGGAUUGUUCAGUUUCUGGCGAGUCAGGAGGUCGCCAUGGGGGUGGGACUCGCUGCGGGGCUUUUGACUGCAGGAUAUUUUAUCCGCGGAAGCACUCGGCAUCCUGUGGCUCAUGCAGUACUGGGCUCAGCCCCUGGAGAAUCCACUGGGGGCUCUAGAUCUGCGGUACGACAGCAACAUCAGCGCCACCACCAUCAUCCACAGAUCCUUCCUCGUGCGAGGAUUGCUGGCCUCUACUUUCCUGAUCUGGCGACGACGGACAAAAAGGAGAUUCGCGACUAUCUAAGAAGGAGCAUGGGUUCAUAAUGAGUGACAAAUAAAGCUGGU
Gamsiella multidivaricata is the source of this 1680-nucleotide messenger RNA. RefSeq lists its product as uncharacterized. The coding region runs from base 58 to 1659 and encodes 533 amino acids. Gene Ontology annotation, molecular function: protein binding. The transcript has a single exon. The record is from RefSeq and is a predicted model, not a curated record. Lineage: Eukaryota; Fungi; Mortierellomycota; Mortierellomycetes; Mortierellales; Mortierellaceae.